GGAGGAAGCACGAUUGCUUCGUUAUAUCCACUAUUCUCUCUCGCUCUCUCAUUCAUUUUCGAGUUUCUGCCUUCGCUAUUCUCUCUGCCGCAGCUAAGGGCUGUAUAUUCACUUAUCCCCUAAAACCGAUAAACCCUAUUUCGUCCUCAGCGGCGGCUCUUAGGAAAAAUGGCAUCAACAUUCACCGCCAUGUCUUCCAUGAGCUCCCUGAUGGCACCUUGCCGUCCCACAAAAGAUGGGAAGCUUUCUAACCAUUCAGAGAAACUAUCCUCUUUUGCUUCCAUAUCUUCAAGUUCCCUUGGAAGGAGACAAAAUGUUAUACUUCAGAGAAGAUGUUCCCCCAAGAUAAGGGCAAUGGCCAAGGAGCUGUACUUCAACAAGGAUGGUUCAGCUACUAAGAAGCUCCAGAUUGGUGUUAACAAGCUUGCAGAUCUAGUUGGGGUUACUCUUGGUCCAAAGGGCAGGAAUGUGGUACUGGAGAGCAAGUACGGUUCCCCUAAAAUUGUUAAUGAUGGUGUGACUGUGGCCAAGGAGGUUGAGUUGGAGGACCCUGUAGAGAACAUUGGUGCUAAAUUGGUGAGACAAGCUGCGGCAAAGACCAAUGACUUGGCUGGUGAUGGAACGACGACAUCUGUUGUUCUUGCACAAGGUUUGAUUGCGGAAGGUGUUAAGGUGGUUGCAGCUGGUGCUAACCCUGUUCAAAUUACUCGAGGAAUUGAGAAGACCACUAAAGCUUUGGUUGCUGAGCUUAAGAAAAUGUCAAAAGAGGUUGAAGACAGUGAAUUGGCUGAUGUAGCUGCUGUUAGUGCUGGAAACAACUAUGAAAUAGGAAAUAUGAUAGCUGAAGCCAUGAGUAAGGUGGGUAGAAAGGGUGUGGUGACUCUUGAAGAAGGAAAGAGUGCUGAGAACAGUCUUUAUGUUGUAGAGGGCAUGCAAUUUGACCGUGGUUAUAUCUCCCCUUACUUUGUGACAGACAGCGAGAAGAUGGCAGUUGAAUAUGAAAACUGCAAGUUGCUUCUUGUUGACAAAAAGAUCACAAAUGCAAGGGAUCUCAUCAAUGUUUUGGAAGAUGCUAUAAGAGGGGGGUAUCCAAUUGUAAUAGUUGCUGAAGACAUUGAACAGGAAGCUCUAGCCACUCUUGUCGUAAAUAAGCUCAGGGGGGCACUGAAGAUUGCUGCGUUAAAAGCUCCUGGAUUUGGAGAGCGCAAGAGCCAAUACCUCGAUGACAUUGCUAUUCUUACUGGAGCAACUGUAAUUAGGGAUGAAGUUGGGCUAUCUCUUGACAAAGCUGAGAAGGAGGUCUUGGGUCAUGCUGCCAAGGUGGUACUUACGAAGGAUGCUACCACAAUUGUUGGUGAUGGCAGCUCUCAAGAAGCAGUAAAUAAGCGGGUUGCUCAAAUUCGGAACCUCAUUGAGGCUGCAGAACAAGAUUAUGAGAGAGAGAAGCUCAAUGAAAGAAUUGCUAAGCUCUCCGGUGGCGUUGCUGUCAUUCAGGUUGGAGCACAAACAGAGACAGAACUGAAGGAGAAGAAAUUGAGGGUCGAAGAUGCUCUUAAUGCAACAAAGGCAGCAGUUGAGGAAGGUAUAGUAGUUGGUGGUGGGUGUACUUUGUUAAGGCUUGCUGCAAAGGUUGAUGCCAUUAAAGAUACACUCGAAAAUGAUGAGCAAAAGGUUGGGGCUGAUAUCGUUAGAAGGGCUUUGGGCUAUCCUCUGAAGUUAAUUGCCAAAAAUGCAGGUGUCAAUGGAAGUGUUGUUAUUGAGAAGGUGCUAUCAAGUGACAAUUCAAAGUUUGGUUACAAUGCUGCGACUGGGAACUAUGAAGACUUGAUGGCAGCUGGGAUAAUUGAUCCAACCAAGGUUGUUAGAUGUUGCCUGGAGCAUGCAGCCUCAGUUGCAAGGACCUUCCUCACAUCAGAUGUUGUGGUUGUGGACAUCAAGGAGCCUGAACCCAUGGCUGCUGGAAACCCCAUGGACAAUUCAGGGUUCGGUUACUGAUUCAAUGGAAUGGAAUGAUUUGUGGAGAGCAACUGAUCUGCAGAGUGACCAUCUUGAGACACCAUAAAUAAGAUGCUCCAGAAUAAUGGAGGGCACUG
This is a messenger RNA of Telopea speciosissima, 2093 nucleotides long. Its product is annotated as ruBisCO large subunit-binding protein subunit beta, chloroplastic. Bases 169 to 1995 code for a protein of 608 amino acids. The transcript has 15 exons. Gene Ontology annotation, molecular function: ATP-dependent protein folding chaperone; ATP binding. Gene Ontology annotation, biological process: protein refolding. NCBI's taxonomy places the organism in Eukaryota, Viridiplantae, Streptophyta, Magnoliopsida, Proteales, Proteaceae. The record is from RefSeq and is a predicted model, not a curated record.